AUGGAGGAGCACCAUCGGCCCAAUAAAAAGAUCACGACGGAGCUACCGCAUGAAAUUCUAUUCUACAACAUACUACCAAGGCUGCCUGCCGAAUCUCUACACCGUUUCAGGUACGUUUCCAAACAAUGGCACAUGUUCCUAAGUUCGCCUGAGUUUAUCAAGCUCCACCUCCACCACGUCACCAACGACCACCAUCAAAACCACCACAAACUUCUCGUUUUAUCUACUACAGCACCAUGCAACCUUCACACCAUUGAUUGUGAAUCACCUGAAAGCGGUCUAAGUCGCAGCCGCCCGAUUCCGUUUAAAGUUUGCCCUGAAAACAUGACGAUUAUGACAUCAUGCAAUGGACUUGUUUGUGUAGGCAUAACCAAACGUAAGUACGAUGAUAAAUACCAUAAUCUGAUAUUAUGGAAUCCUUUAACCGAUGACUACAAGAAGUUGUCUAAAUCUCAUUCUUGUAAAGAAUGCUACGAGGUUUGUGGAGGACCAUACGGGCUGUAUUAUAGCUAUUCACACGAUGACUACAGACUUUUACGUGUCACCCACGAUCGCCAUGCUUACAUAUACUCGUUGAAAUCAGAUUCAUGGAGAAAGCUGGAUUCUUCCACUAGCGACUUGAAAAGUAUUACCUGCUUGAUUUCAGAAAGUUGGGGGGAAAGUAUUGUACAGAAUGAAAAAGUUUAUUUUAUAAAACAAGGCAAGAGAAGAACCUUAGGUCAUUUAUCUAAUUCAAUUAUAAGAAAAUUCAGUAGAGUUGAGUGCCAGGUUUUGGAGGAUGGAUGGAGAUGGAGAUUGGACAGAGCUGAUAAGUUAUCCGAUAUUGCCGAAUUUAUAUUGCAUUCAGAAGCCACUACACUUGAUGAGGAAUGGGAAUUGGGUGACAUAUUGUUUGCACUCUGGAUGUCAUCUCUACAAACUGGAUCCGGAAAGACGUUUUUGUGA
Molecule: messenger RNA, 945 nt
Organism: Lactuca sativa (garden lettuce)
Lineage: Eukaryota; Viridiplantae; Streptophyta; Magnoliopsida; Asterales; Asteraceae
Product: putative F-box only protein 15
Molecular function (GO): protein binding
Source: RefSeq, a predicted model, not a curated record